AUGAAGUUUAUCUCUGUCCUCAGCGCCAUCUCCGCGAUCCUGUCCUGCACGGCUAUCGUCUCCGCACAGUCCAGCCCCGACCCCAUUGGCACAAUCUACGAUGGCCGUGUACCAAACGACCUAUACGGGUCCAACUACACCUACCCAUGGCCAGUGAAGCUAUUCAAAUUCUACAAUCAGCGCCAGAAGCUCACGAUGGCGUUCAUGGACGUCCCCGCAGGAAAAAAUGCCAAUGGCAAGACAGCAGUCUUGCUCCAUGGCGGGAACUUCUGCGGCGUGACUUGGUCGGACACAGCGCGCCAACUGUCGGCAGCUGGAUAUCGCGUCAUCCUGCCCGAUGACAUUGGUUUCUGCAAAUCGAGCAAGCCCCAGGGUUACUCUUACAAUGUGAACCAGCAAGCCUUGAACAUCAAUAGCCUACUCACUGCGCUCGGAAUCGAAAAAGCCACUGUCAUCGGCCAUUCAAUGGGUGGUAUGAUCGCCGCCCGCUACGGUCUGAUGUACCCCUCUGCGGUCGACCAGCUCGUCCUCGUCGAUCCUCUAGGCUUGGAAGACUGGGUCGCCAAGGGCGUCCCCUUCUUGCCCAUUGACCAGACCUACGCGAGCCAGGUUGUGCAGAACUUUGCCAGCCUCAAGGCUUAUGAAUUGGCCAGCUACUUCCACAAUGCUACCUGGAAGCCUGAGUACGAUACUUGGGUCCAAAUGCUGGCCAAUAUUUACGCUGGCGACUAUGGCUCACAGUAUGCGUAUGUGAUGGCCCUCGUUACCGACGCCCUGCUCAGCCAGCCGAUUAUCUACCAGCUGCCUAACCUGCAAACGCGUACCUACCUCAUGGUUGGACAAAACGAUAUUACAGCCCUUGGAAAGGCUUGGUCGUCCGCUACUGUUGCUGCGAAGCUGGGUCAUUAUGAUGUACUCGGUCCUGCGGCUGCAGCUAUGAUUCCCAACUGCACGUUCCAUAUGUUCCCCGGUCUCGGCCAUGCGCCCUUCCUCCAGGAUCCUCAAGCUUUCUAUGAGGUUCUGUUCUCUUGGUUGGAUUAA
This is a messenger RNA of Penicillium subrubescens, 1041 nucleotides long. Its product is annotated as alpha/beta fold hydrolase. The transcript has a single exon. The coding region runs from base 1 to 1041 and encodes 346 amino acids. The record is from RefSeq and is a predicted model, not a curated record. NCBI's taxonomy places the organism in Eukaryota, Fungi, Ascomycota, Eurotiomycetes, Eurotiales, Aspergillaceae.